AUGAGCUCAUUAGGCUUAUUGAAGAUUACAACAGUUUGGGUGGAAGGACCUCGAUAUCUUGAAGGAAAAGUUUCCGGUGCUGUAUUCAGUGAUGAAAAGGAUAUGGAAGAGAUGAGAGUUUAUGGAGAGGUCUUCAAAAAUUUCGCAUGGUCAAAUCCGCUCUGGCCAAAGCUCUUCCCCGGUGUUCGAAAAAUGGAGGCUGAAGUAGUUCGCAUGUGUUGCACGCUAAUGCACGGAGAUGAAGAAAGCUGUGGAACGGUUUACCCCUGUUCAGAUGUCAACCGGUGGUACGAUAUCAAUUCUCCUGGCUUGAUAAUUCCAACGUCAGCUCAUGCUGCUUUUACAAAAGCUGCUGAAGUGUUUCGAAUACGAGUUGUACGCGUCCCGGUAGAUUCUCAGACCUUUAAAGUUGAUGUGAAGAAGAUGAAAGCUGCGAUAACGAGUAGAACAUGCAUGCACCUAUUGGUAAAGUACCUUCAACUUUGCCUUCAGCUCGUCGGCUCCGCUCCAAACUUUCCCUUUGGCACUGUAGACGAUAUCUACAAUAUCCCAGUCCAUGUUGAUGCUUGUUUGGGAGGUUUCCUCUUAGCUUUCAUUGAUAAUGCGCAGCCUUUCGACUUCAGAGUUCCUGGUGUCUGCUCUAUAUCAGCUGAUACGCAUAAGUACGGACUGGCACCAAAGGGAUCCUCUGUGGUACUGUAUAGGAACAAGGAAUACCUUCAUAACCAGUAUUUCUGUGACGCUGAUUGGCAAGGAGGGAUAUACGCUUCCUCUACAUUGGAAGAAAAGAAUUUCAAAAUUUUGCUCUCUGAUCCAAUCCGUCUCUUUUUUGGGAAGUCGAUCUGGCCUGAACAUUGCCUUGUGCUGGGCUUCACUAUUGUUUCAAGGAGUUGA
Molecule: messenger RNA, 894 nt
Organism: Strongylus vulgaris
Lineage: Eukaryota; Metazoa; Nematoda; Chromadorea; Rhabditida; Strongylidae
Source: the annotation of a GenBank genome assembly